AUCAGAACUACAAGUUUAACUAUGUGUGCUCAUGGGAGUCAAACUCACUUUUUAUCAAAACAUAACAUUUUGUUUUUUAAAGAAAGGACUGGCAAGAGACUACUUGUGAUUGACAGGUAAGGCGAACUAAUUAGCACUGAUGCUCACGUACUGAUUAUAUUUUUUAAAGACAUUUACAACGUAAAAAUUGGCAGUUUGUACAACACUUAAAGUUUACAUUCCUCAUGGGAUACAAAUGUUCUCUUUAUCGAAGCAGUUAAUGAUUACUGUGAAUGUGUUUUCUUUUACCGCUUAAACUAAAUGCAGUACUAUACACAAAAUAUAUUUAAAACAUGUUUUCAAGACAUUUAAACAUAGGCAGACAGUAAAAGGAAUCUUUACUCUUUAGACAAGUGAAACAUCCGGCAAGAGAUGACGGACGGGUGAGCAUACCCAAUCAGCGCUGCUGAGACUGACUUCCGUGGGGGCGGGGUCGUCCCCGAGCGAUUAUCUGAGCUAGCUCCCACCUGGAAGAUGUUAUCAAGGCCACGUUUGGCCCCUGAAAGACAACUUUUGUUUCGCUCAAGUGAGCUUUGGGGAACGAAAGAGCGGCGGGUUGCUUUCGGGAGACUGACUCGCUUCUACUUUGACCAAGUCUUGAGACCUCAGCGCUGGAGCCAUGACAGAGUUCCAGGAGAAGCUUCGGAAGCAGCACGAGGAGUCCAUGUGCUGCGAGCUGGACGAGCUCCUCGCCACCGCAGGCGACGCCCAUGCACAGAGUUGCAAGAAUGACUUUGACGGCUUUAAGAGGCUCUUCCACAGGUUUCUACAGGUCAAAGGUCCUGCAGUGGACUGGGCCAAAAUCAGCCGCCCGCCUAAGGACACUAUCGUGGCGUAUGAGGAGAUCCGGGCCGAGCACCAGCUGCGGGAUGUGGCGUCGUGCCUCAACAAGUUGGCGGUGGUCAAGCUGAAUGGCGGCCUGGGCACCAGCAUGGGAUGCAAAGGCCCCAAGAGUCUCAUCAGCGUACGCAACGAAAACACCUUCCUCGACCUCACCGUCAAACAGAUUGAGCAUUUGAACAAGACAUACGAUGCUGACGUUCCUCUGCUCUUGAUGAAUUCCUUCAACACGGACCAAGAAACCAAGAAGAUUCUUCAGAAGUACAAACAUCACCGACUGAAGAUACACACCUUUAACCAGAGCAGGUACCCGCGUAUCAACAAGGAGUCCCUGCUUCCCAUCGCCAAGAGUUUGCAUGUGAGUGCAGACAGCACGGCAGAGGCGUGGUACCCUCCGGGUCACGGCGACAUCUACGCCAGCUUAGCCAACUCGGGCCUGCUGGACCACCUCCUGGACGAGGGCAAGGAGUACGUGUUCGUGUCCAACAUCGACAACCUGGGCGCCACCGUCGACCUUCACAUCCUCCGCAGGCUCAUCAACCAAUCGCCAGACAGGCGCUGCGAGUUCAUCAUGGAGGUCACUGACAAGACACGCGCCGACGUCAAGGGCGGCACGCUGAUCCAAUACGAGGACCACUUGAGGCUGCUGGAGAUCGCUCAGGUUCCCAAAGCCCACGUGGACGAGUUCAAGUCGGUCACCAAGUUCAAGAUUUUCAACACCAACAACUUGUGGAUCUCGCUAAGCGCCGUCAAGAGGCUGCUCGACAACAACGCCAUUGACUUGGACGUCAUCGUCAACUACAAGACGCUGGAGGGCGGUCUGAACGUGAUCCAGCUAGAGACGGCGGUGGGCGCAGCCAUCAAGAGUUUCCGUAACGCUAUGGGCGUCAAUGUGCCGCGUUCUCGAUUCCUGCCCGUCAAGACGUCCGCGGACCUGCUGCUGGUCAUGUCCAACCUGUACAGCCUGGACGCAGGUUCGCUUACCAUGAGCCAAAAAAGGGAGUUCCCCACCACACCGCAUGUCAAGCUGGGCAGCUGCUUCGCCAAGGUCCAAGAGUUCCUGUCCCGCUUCGACAGCAUCCCAGACAUGCUGGAGUUGGACCACCUCACUGUGGCAGGAGACGUCACCUUCGGGAAGAACGUCUCACUCAAGGGAACGGUGAUCAUCAUCGCCAACCACGGCGAUCGUAUCGACAUCCCCGCCGGAGCCAUGCUGCAGAACAAGAUCGUGUCAGGAAACCUGCGCAUCCUGGACCACUAAAAGCAGACGGCAACAAAAACUACACAAGGAAACCAAAAGUGUACUCUUUGACAAAGCAAAAAGCACUUUACAAAGAAUCUUUCAAGCCAUUUUAGGUCAAAGGUCACCAAACAAGAAGUUAACUGUCCACAACUGCUCGUCUUUGAGGUCAAUAAAUAAAGUCUUUAAUAGUCUGCCUUUAGAUGACCUAAACUGACCAUUGAAAAGUUCCCAGGCGUCUUAUAAAAGCUUUCGGACAUACAGCCGGCCCUUGUUAUUCACGGCCGGGCCGGGUCAUUGUCCCCUUCGAAUAGAAGAACUACGCAUCAUUGACACCCAUUAUAAUUGCAUUGUAAACAAAAAAAGCUGAACCCCAAAAAUUCUUUCAGCAGGAUAUCCCUUCAAUAACUGUUUUCCACAAAAUACAAAGAGUUUGGUUCACCCCCCCCAAAAACAAAGAGAUUGGGGAAUCUGUGAAUAGGUGAAUCCGCAGGCCCAUAACCGUGAACGUACAGGAUUCCACUGUACUAUGAAACAACAAAACGUAAAACUGCAAAACGUGGUGACGUGUGAAAUCAGAAUGACAAAAUGUAUUAAAACAAAAAAAAAAACAACG
Molecule: messenger RNA, 2735 nt
Organism: Phycodurus eques (leafy seadragon)
Lineage: Eukaryota; Metazoa; Chordata; Actinopteri; Syngnathiformes; Syngnathidae
Product: UTP--glucose-1-phosphate uridylyltransferase-like
Exons: 10
Coding region: 659-2140 (493 amino acids)
Biological process (GO): UDP-alpha-D-glucose metabolic process; glycogen metabolic process
Cellular component (GO): cytoplasm
Molecular function (GO): UTP:glucose-1-phosphate uridylyltransferase activity
Source: RefSeq, a predicted model, not a curated record